Colletotrichum orchidophilum is the source of this 687-nucleotide messenger RNA. RefSeq names its product AhpC/TSA family protein. Gene Ontology annotation, molecular function: peroxiredoxin activity. The coding region runs from base 1 to 687 and encodes 228 amino acids. Gene Ontology annotation, biological process: cell redox homeostasis; cellular oxidant detoxification; cellular response to oxidative stress. The record is from RefSeq and is a predicted model, not a curated record. Gene Ontology annotation, cellular component: mitochondrion; cytosol. The transcript has 2 exons. Lineage: Eukaryota; Fungi; Ascomycota; Sordariomycetes; Glomerellales; Glomerellaceae.
AUGGCUGACCAGCGCCCCGCUCCCCUCCGCCUUGGCACCGUUGCCCCCAACUUCAAGGCCGACACCACCACCGGCCCCAUUGACUUCCACGACUUCAUCGGCGACGGCUGGGUCGUUCUCUUCUCCCACCCGGAGGACUACACCCCCGUCUGCACCACUGAGCUCGGCGCCUUCGCCAAGCUCGAGCCCGAAUUCUCCAAGCGCGGCGUCAAGCUCAUCGGCCUCUCCGCCAACACCCUCGGCAGCCACGAGGGCUGGAUCAAGGACAUUGACGAGGUCACUGGCUCCAAGGUUGCCUUCCCCAUCAUCGCCGACAAGGAGCGCAAGGUCGCCCUCCUCUACGACAUGCUCGACUACCAGGACACCACAAACGUCGACGAGAAGGGCAUCGCCUUCACCAUCCGCUCCGUCUUCAUCAUCGACCCCAAGAAGACCAUCCGCACCAUCCUCUCCUACCCGGCCUCCACCGGCCGCAACUCCGCCGAGGUCCUCCGCAUCGUCGACUCCCUCCAGACCGGCGACAAGCACAAGAUUACGACCCCCAUCAACUGGAUCCCCGGCGACGACGUCAUCGUCCACCCUUCCAUCAAGACCGAGCAGGCCAAGGAGAUCUUCCCGGAGGUCCGCAUCGUCAAGCCUUACCUGCGCUUCACCCCUUUACCCAAGGAGAAGGCCACCGUCGCUUAG